Eruca vesicaria subsp. sativa (arugula) is the source of this 411-nucleotide messenger RNA. Lineage: Eukaryota; Viridiplantae; Streptophyta; Magnoliopsida; Brassicales; Brassicaceae. The record is from the annotation of a GenBank genome assembly.
AGAGAGAUGUGUUGUGGACGGAUAUGCAUGCUGUGCACGUGUUUGAUUCUGGUGGUGAUCGCGGUCGGGUUCUUAUUCGGAUUCGGAGUUUUCAAGGAUGGUUUCCACAAGAUCCAACAAUCCGUCCAUCUCGAAUGCGAUCCGAGAUCCGGCUGCGGACGUCGCGGUUACGGUUUCCCCGGUAAUAACUAGCUAGCUGUGUCAUCUCAAACCAGCAAUGUUUGGUUUUGGAUUCAAAUUUGGAUAUAUCGGUUCUUAUAGGUUUUGUUUUUUGUAUUUUAAUUUUCUCCAAUACCUCACAUUGACUGAUUGAUUGCGCGUUAUAAUGUUUCGUUUAAUCAUCAAAGAUUUAGUUUUUGACCAUUAUGAUUGAUUGUUUUUUUUUUGUUGGUUACUUUCAAUAUCUUGUCU